This is a messenger RNA of Cryptomeria japonica (Japanese cedar), 887 nucleotides long. RefSeq lists its product as uncharacterized. The transcript has 8 exons. The record is from RefSeq and is a predicted model, not a curated record. The coding region runs from base 360 to 887 and encodes 175 amino acids. Gene Ontology annotation, cellular component: nucleus. Gene Ontology annotation, biological process: dGTP catabolic process. Gene Ontology annotation, molecular function: dGTPase activity. NCBI's taxonomy places the organism in Eukaryota, Viridiplantae, Streptophyta, Pinopsida, Cupressales, Cupressaceae.
CUUGUAAAAACGUUUUGAACAAUUGCAGUAUCUGAUAAUUUCGGAGAAUAGGGAUUUUUACCUCUUCAAUUUGAAGCCAUGAGAAAAUUCAAUGAUGAAACUGAUAAAGACAAUCACAAUAUUAACUAAACUGUGCAGCUUCUUUCAAUAGUGUACGCCAUAACUGUUCAUUCCUUCAUCUUCUGUAAGCUGUGGAAUCGUACUUCUAUUCUCCAUUAAACUACUUUUCAAGAGCAAUUGCAGGCUUUCAAAUACCGAGAGAGAUACUCUUAAAUUUUAGCUCAAAUUACCGAGUCUUGAAUCUUUUCAGCAUUUAAAACGGAUUUGAGGUUCAAAUUCUUUAAAAUUGUAGGAUAAAGAUGGACGUAGGAACGGAAUUCCUUGACCGCGGGCAUAUGAAGACAAUUUACGACAAUGUUCACCAUAACAUUCACUUAGACUCUCUUAGUCUAAAGUUUGUAGAUACAGAGCAGUAUCAGAGGCUGCGGGACAUCAAGCAAUUAGGUUUAUGCUAUUUGGUGUAUCCUGGAGCAAUGCAUUCUCGAUUUGAACAUUCUCUUGGAGUCUACUGGCUUGCUGGAAAAGCAAUUGAACAAAUUCGACGAUUCCAAGGAUCUGAGCUUGAUAUUGAACGAAAUGAUAUCAUGAAUGUAAAGCUGGCUGGGCUACUGCAUGAUAUUGGUCAUGGUCCAUUCAGCCACACAUUUGAAAGCAGUGUUCUUCGUCGCAUUUUACCAGGAUCAAAUUGGCAUCGCUGGCACAGCAAGCUCGUCUGGAGGAGAUUGCCUAGGAAGAGCGAUGCCAACAAAUUCUUCAACAGUACGAAGAAAGUAGCCGUCAGGAAGCGAAGUGGGAUGGCACGAGGCCAGGAAGGAAUUGAACCCUGA